UAUUAAACUCUUCGUAAUCUUAGUAUAGCCUGUCUGUUUAAAAAGGCUCUCGUAGAAGUUGUAGGGACUCCCAUGGGUGGUUUCAUGACCCUGGUGGUAGUUUUGUGAGGCUUUUUCGUGGUGUGAGCGGGAUAAGAAAUAUUCAUGAUAACGCGAUGUAUCUUCUUUGAGGUCUUAAGAAUACUCGUAUCAAGAACUCUAAGUUUGAUAAUACGAGUGACAGGUCUUCUUCUUCUUCUUCUUCUUCUUCUUCUUCUUCUACUUCUUCUUUUUCUACUUCUUUAGUGUGUUAGGGGGCUGGUUAGGUCUCUCGUUGCGUCCAGCUGAAGUGGGUCUCGAGUGUUCAAAGAAAACGAGGGUGACGAAAGGGGAACUUCUCGCGUUUGUGGUCUGAAGAUGUUUGUUUUGUUGCUACUUUGUUUGGUAGCCACUAGCCACAGCAUCAAUAUCAUUAGCAGUGGUAGUAGUGGUGGUUGUGGUGGUGUCUAACACCCGCGGGUCCAGGAGUAAGGUCCAUGUUCUUAAACGUGUGUCUCUCAUUGCCAGAGUCGGACUGGGGUGCUCAAGGGGCCGUGCCAUCUAGUGGCUGGCGGGGCCCGGGCCCAUAUAAGAGUUACUGUCACUAUCAUGUGACAGCAUGGGUUAAGUUCAGGGGCCCAUGCACCUUGGGGGGCCCGUGUGCCAUUGGCACACGGGCACAUAGGCCAGUCCGACCCUGCUCAGUGCGACUAUUGCCCAAGGCCACAGAGAGGGGACUAUGUUUUCACGGCUGCCUUCCCGUUCAUGGCGCCGAGGCCGCGUGAAACUGUCACUGGGAUCACAAGACGGUCCAUGAACACCCCGGCAACUUCCACGAGAGGCUUUUCAAACAGCCGAACCGCGGCGCCGAGACGUCCAGGAGUACGGGGUUAAUGGUCGGGCACGAGGGCGAGCAAGGCGCGUAGAGUUGUGCCGCGCGGGGGCGGCGUCUAUAAGCAGCCCCGAGGCCGAGGCAGAGGCGGCUGAGGGAUGGGAGCAGUGCCUCGGGUGACGGGCCACAUCCUCCCCUCUCCCUCCCUCCCCCGUGUCCAUGCGUGGCCCCGCGGGGAGAGGGGGCGCGGCACAACAACAGGUGGGCGUGUACGCGGCCCCCACCUGGGCGGGGAGGAGCCACAGGUGAGGCGUCGCUGCCCCUCAACGGGCGGUGAUGAGCAACGAUGUGACGCGACGUGACGCGACGUGACGUGAGCCUCGCCUCAGCGUGCUGGCCGUGUCACGCAGGCCUUGGCGGUGACCUUGAGGUGUGGGUCAGGAGCCACAUCCCUCUUGACGCGCUGACCCUAAUUAUGGCCGCCGCCAUCCUGGUCAGGUGCCGCACGGCGCUGCGGGGCCCCCGGAGGCGCCCCUCCCCUCGAGGUCACCCCGCCAGCCUCGCGGGGGGCGAGCGUUUCCUGGCCGCGUGUAAGUGUGUCAGCGGUGCCACCGGGGCCCGGCUGGGGGCAGUAUCGAUCGUCAGUAAUCGGGCACUGGUACGCCGAACUAAUUGUCUUUCAUACUGGCUGGCGCGGCGAGGUCGGGGAUGCAGCUGGUGGGCGGGGCGGAGCGGACGGGGCGGGGCGAGACGGAGCUCCCGAUGCCAAGGGUCCACACCCGUCGCCCACGGGUGCUGUGUUGCCUCUCCCCGGGGGCAUGUCUCUGGGCGGACACCUCGGGGACGUGGUGACGGGAGGCCAUGCAGGGCGACGGGCGUCCCGGGGUCCGGGGACGGAGAGGGGCGGGGCACGGGGCCGGCGAGGCAUCGGGGCUCUGGCAACCGGCGAGGGGAGCGUGAGGCGCGGGGCUUGAACAGGUUGUUGAAGCGUCAGUCGCAUGAUGUGAGGCGGUGUGUCGCCACCUGUUCCUCCCGCGUGUGUCCCGCCGCAGCGAAGUGUGCGUCACGUGUGUCCGCCGCCGUCACCACCAUGCCCGGCGCCCGCCCCGCGGCCCCGCCCCCCGCUGACGCCUGCCCUUGUCCCCGCCACUUGCCCAACACCUGACCUGCUCGCCGUGUCGCUGGCACGCCCCACGGCUCCGUGAGGCAGCGAGGGCGUGCGUGUGUUGCUACGUCUAGGUGUCGCCGCCAUGAGCGUCGCGCCGCCCAUGGACGAUUCCGAGUUCGGCGCCGUUGAGGACGCGGCCAACGCCUCGGCCAACGCCACGGCCGGGUUGCCGCCCCUCAACGUGCCCUACACCAUCAGCGAGGUGCUGGUGGCCGUGGUGGCGGUGCUCGGCAACGCCCUCACCAUCACCGUGUUCGUGGUGGAGCGCAAGCUGAGGCGCCGCACCAAUUACUACAUCGUGUCCCUGGCGCUGGCCGACCUGUUGGUGGGGGUGUUCGGCAUCCCCUUCGCAAUCCUCACCUCCAUCGGGCUGCCGCGCCCCCUCUGGGCCUGCCUCUUCAUGCUGUCCACGCUGCUUAUCCUGUGCACCGUGUCCAUCUUCUGCCUGCUGGCCGUCAGCAUUGACCGCUACUGGGCCAUCCUCUACCCGCUGCGGUACUCCAGGGUCAUGACCGCCAGGAUCGCCCGCCGUGAGUAUUCACCUUCACCUUACCUGUACCGCCGGCCGGCACGGGUCGUCAGGCACGCUGGCGCCCUGUGUGGUGCACUGUGCCGCUGGUAUGCUGGCGCCUGGCAGCCUGGGAUGCUGCCCGGCCCUGGACAGCCUCCCGCCAGGCAGCAUCGCGGCCGGCACCGUGUUCGCGGCCCGGGCUGGCCGGCAGGUGCUGGGGCUUCCCUUUUUUCCGGUCUUGACAAACAGCUGAGUUUCUAUUCGUUCCCAGCGGCAAAUAUCAAAGUUGAGCCGCGUGUGGCGCCGUGUGGCCCGGGUGGACGGUGGUGCUGCGUUGUCCUGGUGUUGGAAGGCAAGCAAACAAAAGCAUUAUUUGCUUUCCUGACUAUAACACACACACACACACACACACGGCUGUCUUGGUGAUUAGUUUAGUACCGUAAUCCACUGCUAGCUCGGUGUUGGCAUCCCUGAGAUUUUAUUUUAUUUUAUCUCGUAAAGUGAAAAUAUAGCAAAGACGCCAAGUGUUCCAGCGAGAUACAAAGCAGGUUUACAGAUCCUGUUUGCUUAUUGGGGAGUCUCGUGUUUUUUCUUCUCCGGCGAAUUCUGAAUAUCAUUACCUUUUGCCGGAGUGAAAGGUUUGACUGCAUGGAUUAUUGUGGCUCCGUUUUGACAGGUGUGUGUGUGUGUGUGUGUGUGUGU
Molecule: messenger RNA, 3231 nt
Organism: Eriocheir sinensis (Chinese mitten crab)
Lineage: Eukaryota; Metazoa; Arthropoda; Malacostraca; Decapoda; Varunidae
Product: octopamine receptor beta-2R-like
Exons: 1
Coding region: 2101-2955 (284 amino acids)
Biological process (GO): adenylate cyclase-activating adrenergic receptor signaling pathway
Cellular component (GO): membrane
Molecular function (GO): G protein-coupled receptor activity
Source: RefSeq, a predicted model, not a curated record